CUUCUAUUUCUCCUUCCCCUCUCCCGUCUCUUCCUUCCAUCGAUCGAGCUCGCCCGAAUCUGGAGAGCAAGCCGAACCCUUUCCCUCGAAUCAUAUCCUCCUAACCUUGCCGUCUCCCUGGAGUGCGAUCAAAAUCGCUCCUUUCGAUCCUUUUCGCGGCGAAUCUGACGAUCGGAGGUGCGUUGGAGAGACGAGGAGCGUAAAGGUCGGGCCUUUGCGGGUGCUCUGGGGUGGGAGAUGGGCGGGGUAACGUCUUCGGUGGCGGCGAAGUUUGCAUUCUUCCCGCCGAGCCCGCCGUCGUACGGGGUGGUCGUGGCGGACGCGGCGGCGGGGCGGCUGGAGAUGACGGAGGUGCCGGCGCGGGAGAACGUGGAGGUGCGGCGGCUGCGGACGAGGCGGGGGACGGAGAUCGUCGCCAUGUACGUGAAGAAUCCCGCGGCGAGCCUUACCGUGCUCUACUCCCACGGCAACGCCGCCGACCUCGGUCAGAUGUUUGAACUCUUCUGUGAGCUCAGCAAACACCUUUGCGUCAACCUCAUGGGGUACGAUUAUUCUGGAUAUGGGCAGUCUUCUGGAAAGCCAAGUGAGCAAAAUACUUAUGCAGAUAUAGAAGCUGCUUAUAGGUGUCUUGAAGCAUCUUAUGGAAUCCAUGCAGAAGAUGUUAUCCUUUAUGGCCAAUCAGUUGGUAGUGGGCCUACACUGGAAUUAGCGACUCAUUUACCUAACUUGAGAGCAAUUGUUCUCCAUAGUCCCAUUUUGUCUGGUCUGCGUGUCAUGUAUCCCGUGAAGCAUACAUACUGGUUUGACAUUUAUAAGAAUAUUGAUAAAAUUCCCUUGGUCCAAUGUCCAGUGUUGGUAAUACACGGAAUGGCUGAUGAUGUUGUGGAUUCAUCACAUGGGAAACAGCUUUGGGAACGUUGCAAAGAAAAGUAUGAGCCUUUAUGGAUCAAGGGAGGGAAUCACUGUAAUUUGGAACUGUUCCCAGAGUUCAUAAGACAUCUUAAGAAGUUCAUAUCAGUCAUAGAAAAGGCACCUCCAGCUAGAACUGCGUCUUCCGAGAACUCUGUUCUCCGGAAUCCUCCUAGUACGAGCACCGAUUAUUUGGAUCAUCAGAGAAAAAGCACGGAUCGGAGGGAAAAGCCAAGGCCAAGUACUGAUCGUAAGGAUAAGGGUAGGAACAGUACAGAUAGGAGAGAGAAGCCAAGGAUUAGCACAGAUAAGAAAGAAAAAUCAAGAAAAAGCUUUGAUGUCACUGACAAAGCGAGAAGCUGUGUGGACCAGCAAGAGAAGCCACGGAAAAGUUUUGACCGAUUUGGAGGAAUGAUAAAGUCAGUCAACUUGUGCAAUAUUGACUGUUUCAGAGUCCCAGCUUCUCAGGCCGAGGAGUGCAAAGGUCGGUGUUAGUACCACCCUUUGGCUGCAUGAGUAUUGAUAUAAUGAUUGUUUUAAUUGUAUGGGGAUAUUAAAGUGGUGGAAAUUUAUCCGUGUUUAUUCAAGAAUCGAUAAUUUUGAGUUGUUUUUGCCACUUAUCUCCCAUAAAUGCAAAUUUUCUCUUAUA
Musa acuminata subsp. malaccensis (wild Malaysian banana) is the source of this 1558-nucleotide messenger RNA. RefSeq lists its product as uncharacterized. Lineage: Eukaryota; Viridiplantae; Streptophyta; Magnoliopsida; Zingiberales; Musaceae. The record is from RefSeq and is a predicted model, not a curated record.